Messenger RNA from Cucumis melo (muskmelon), 1743 nucleotides. RefSeq names its product probable receptor-like protein kinase At2g47060. Gene Ontology annotation, biological process: protein phosphorylation. The coding region runs from base 433 to 1500 and encodes 355 amino acids. The transcript has 9 exons. Gene Ontology annotation, molecular function: ATP binding; protein kinase activity. The record is from RefSeq and is a predicted model, not a curated record. Lineage: Eukaryota; Viridiplantae; Streptophyta; Magnoliopsida; Cucurbitales; Cucurbitaceae.
UCUUCAUUUGCAGUUACUGCUUGGAAUAAAUGGAUGAAUAUGAAACGUAAUUACUCUGUCUCAAUGCGUAUUACAAACGGAAGAUGAAGUAGGAAGCUAAAGUCGUCGGAAAAAGUUGAUCGGAAGUAGGAGGACGACUGGCGAAGUUGAACGAAGUCAAGUCAAAGAUAGCUCGACGACUUCGUUCUACCAAGUAGUCGGCUGCUUUGAGGUUUUCGCUUUGGUGUAUUUAUUAUUAUAUUAUAGCCUCCGUUCUGAACGCGAGCGACCUGUCGUUACUCUGAUUGAAGCAUUGUGGACUUGUUUCUGUGGAAUUUCAUAUCUGAUCAACGGUCCGCAAAAUUAGGCUCAAUUUGCUAUCAGUGAGGAUUUCGGAGUUUUAGCUUGUGAAUUGUGAUCGACGAGUUGGCGCAUCUGUCAAUAAAGAAAACAAUGGGAUGCUUUGGUUGCUGCGAAGAAGAUGCUAUCCAGAAGGCUGCUGAUAAUAGCAACACGUACCAAGUAAAAACUUCAGCAGGAACUGAUGAAAGCUAUCACAAACGGCAAACGGCACCUAAAAGUCCUCCAAUAAUGAAAAUCCUGCCCAUUGAAGUCCCUGCCAUAUCAUUUGAGGAACUAAAGGAGGUUACCAAAAAUUUUGAUGCCGACUGUUUGAUUGGAGAGGGUUCCUACGGUAGAGUAUACUAUGGGGUAUUUAAAAGUGGGCAGACUGUGGGAAUCAAAAAGUUGGAUGCUAGCAAACAAUCAGAUGAUGAAUUCUUGUCCCAGGUCUCCAUGGUUUCAAGACUAAAGCACGAAAAUUUUCUGAACUUGAUUGGGUACUGUGUUGGUGGCAAUUCUCGAAUUCUUGCAUAUGAGUAUGCUUCAAACGGAUCUCUUCAUGACAUUUUACACGGGAGGAAAGGAGUCAAAGGAUCUCAGCCCGGCCCUGUUCUUUCCUGGGCACAAAGAGUAAAAAUUGCUGUAGGUGCUGCAAAGGGGUUGGAGUAUUUGCACGAAAAGGUCGAUCCUCAUAUCGUCCAUCGUGACAUAAAAUCCAGCAACGUACUAAUAUUUGAUGAUGAUUUGGCAAAAAUUGCUGACUUUGAUUUGUCAAACCAAGCCCCUGAUAUGGCUGCACGGCUUCACUCCACCCGUGUUCUUGGAACCUUUGGCUAUCAUGCUCCGGAAUACGCAAUGACUGGACAAUUGAAUGCCAAGAGUGAUGUGUACAGCUUUGGUGUUGUCCUGCUUGAACUUUUGACAGGAAGAAAGCCAGUUGAUCAUACAUUACCUCGAGGACAGCAAAGCCUCGUGACAUGGGCCACGCCCAAACUUUGCGAAGAUAAAGUUAAGCAGUGUGUUGAUGCAAAACUAGGAAAUGAGUACCCUCCUAAGUCAGUUGCUAAGUUUGCAGCAGUGGCUGCAUUAUGCGUUCAAUACGAAGCAGAUUUCAGACCAAACAUGAGUAUUGUAGUCAAAGCUCUUCAACCUCUCUUAAAUGCCCGUCCUGGCCCUUGAGGUGAAACCACCAACUCUUUAAAAUCUCUCUUUAUCUCUUUUACUUUUCCUGUGGAUUCUUGUUUGUUACUACUUCUUGGGUCCACGUGCUGACACGUGACGUGAGGGUUCCAAAUUAUUACCCGGGGGUAUUCAAUUUUUAGUUGGUGGUGGGUGAUCAUCAAUUUGUUUACAAAAACAGUGAGAUACCAUAAUCAUGAUUUUUUUAUGUCAUAUAUGAACGACGUGUCGUCGUUUCUUCUU